This is a messenger RNA of Astyanax mexicanus (Mexican tetra), 5011 nucleotides long. RefSeq names its product aquaporin-4. The coding region runs from base 144 to 1130 and encodes 328 amino acids. Gene Ontology annotation, molecular function: water channel activity. Lineage: Eukaryota; Metazoa; Chordata; Actinopteri; Characiformes; Acestrorhamphidae. The transcript has 5 exons. The record is from RefSeq and is a predicted model, not a curated record. Gene Ontology annotation, biological process: transmembrane transport. Gene Ontology annotation, cellular component: basolateral plasma membrane; plasma membrane.
AUUGGGCAUGGCUUCUCUAGUUUUCCCCUCCUGUGGUUCUCGGGAGUGUUGAUAGUGAUGAUAAUUAAGAUGAUGAUGAUGGUGGCGGUGAUGAAGCCCGGUUGCCCCUGUAAUAAAUCCCCAGGCACGCUCCGCUCGGCACAAUGAGCUGCUCCCGCUUAGCAGACGCACCUGCCGCUCUCGCGCUGCUCGCUGCUCGGCCGUGCCUACCAUCGUGCAGCUGUGAGAGCAUCAUGGCGGCGUUUAAAGGUAUUUGGACGAAGGCGUUCUGGCGAGCCGUUUCAGGAGAGUUUUUAGCCACGCUGAUCUUUGUUCUCCUGAGUUUGGGCUCCACCAUCAACUGGGCUUCAGGUACGGAGAACCCGCCUCCUGCAGACCUGGUGCUCAUCUCCCUGUGCUUCGGCCUGAGCAUCGCCACCAUGGUGCAGUGUUUCGGUCACAUCAGCGGAGGCCACAUCAACCCGGCGGUCACCGCGGCGAUGGUGGUCACCCGGAAGAUGAGUCUGGCUAAGGCCCUGUUCUACAUACUGGCUCAGUGCCUGGGAGCCAUCGUAGGGGCGGGGCUGCUCUUUCUGGUCACGCCAAGCGCGGUGAGAGGAGGAAUGGGUGUCACAACGGUUAAUCCCCGUAUCUCAGUGGGCCAUGCCCUGGUUGUGGAGCUUCUGAUCACGUUCGAGCUGGUCUUCACGGUCUUCUCCACCUGCGACCACAAGCGCAGCGACCUCAAAGGAUCGGCCAGCCUGGCCAUCGGCAUCGCCGUACUCAUCGGCCAUCUGUUUGCGAUCCCCUAUACUGGAGCCAGCAUGAACCCUGCUCGCUCAUUCGGACCCGCAGUCAUCACAUGGAGCUGGGAGAGCCACUGGGUGUACUGGGUGGGUCCCAUUCUAGGCGGGGUCCUUGCAGCUGCACUGUACGAGUACCUGUACUGCCCUGACCCCGACCUUAAGACUCGCUGCAAGGCGAUGUUCAAAGAUGGCUCUGGAAAGUACAAAGAAGUAGAAUGCCCCAACAACCAUCAUACGGGAGAGCCUGACGAGAUUGUGAUCAAGCCUGGAUCCUCUGAUGCUGAGAAAGGUGAAAAGAAGGAGUCCCUCCAGGAUUCCUCUGGAGACGUCCUUUCCUCCGUAUGACUACUGUACAAACUGGAGAUGGAGACCAAUGUAUAGGGCCACCAGAGUGGGCCUUUACCAUGAGUAGCCCCACCCACACCCUGCUCCAGGUGAAACGGUAUACUGGCCUACUGAAGCUAAUGUGGCUGAUGCUAACAUGGGAUACGAACAUGUUAAGACCAAUUACUUUUGUCUUACUAGCUUUUUUAAGCCAUAAUUAGCAGCAUUAGCAUUUUUGGAUGAGGUUUAUUCUGCAAGACCCAAGCCUCCAGCCUUGUCUCAGGGAGAACCGUUCCUUUCAGGGCGUCCAAAAAAAAGCGUAAUUCUGCUGAUUUCAAACCUGUUUUUUUAAUUAAACACGGUCAAAUCUCAAUGGAAUGAUUCCCUACACUUGACCAAACACACAACUCAAGCCAUAUCCUCAUUUAUCACCCAGCUACGUGAAAAACUACAUGAAAAGAGGAUCAAGGAACUCUCAAAUCACUCGAAUCACUCAAACCCAUGCUGCCAUUACCCUGACAUAAAUGGAUUAGUGUCACAUGUUACAUCCGAAGAUGUUAUUGCAUCACGGUCAUUAAGGAAAUUACUGAAUUCCUGUUAUGAUGGAUUGAGGCAGGGAUUAAGGAUGGUCUAAAGCAGGUUUGUAGAGCCCUCACCUCAUCUCCAUUCAAAGCAAAGGGUGUUUUGCAGUCUUAUCAAAAUCAAUCAUUUGCUUUUUUUGUUGUUUUUUGUACAUUUAUUUUGUGUAGUAUGAACCCAAGACAUUGCAUGCUUUGUCUAGUCAGUUUCAUUUAUAUUUUUAAUAUAUAUAGUACAAAAAAAAGUUUGGGCACACCUUAAAUUCAGUGUUUUUUAAUUAUUUUAAUAUAAUAAAAUGUUCUGCAUUGUAAAUUAAUGAUAAAGCCAUCCAAACUAUGAAAAAAACAUAUAAAAUAUUAUUUUAUUAAGUAAACAAGGAAUUGUUUAGUUUCAAUCCAUUAAUCUAUUCAUUUUUUAGCAAUACAAUGCAAAACCACAUACAUAAAACCACAUAAAUAAAUAAAAAUAACACCUGAAACACAUCAUUACAUGGUAUCCUUAGUUCCACAAUAUAUUGAAUUAAAUGUUCUGAGAAGCAAUGGCAACAUUACCACAAAGUGGUAAAUACUGUCCCAACUUAUUGUGGAAUGAAAUGCAUGAAUGAACAGACAAAAUAUGAAAUGUAUGGGGUUCAUACAGCAUGCUUUAAAAAAAAAUACAAUAUAUGUUUUUUAUUAUGCAUUUCCUGCAUAAUUGCAUAAAUGUAUAAAUGUGUUUUUUUUUCCUGAUUUGUGUUUGUCUUUUAAGAUUGCAUAUAUUUUUUUCAUCAUUCUUAUACAAAGUUGUAACUGUGUUCCAUCAUUUAUGCUUUUUUUUCAUUUUUAUUUUUAUUUAAUUUCUUUCAUUUUUAGUCUUUUCAACCCACUAGUUGCCUUAUGAGGCACCUUUAAAAUAAGAGUAAACACAUUUUUUAAAGCAGGCAGUGCCACAACAGAGCCUGCAGGGUCACUGUAAUGGGCGUACAUCAGUACAGGCCAAAGCAUUUACAGCCAUUGAAUUUUAUUAGAAUUUAACACCAAAAUUACCCCCAAAUCUGGCUAACUGUUAUUAAAUCCUUGCUCAAAUCACUAGCAGGACCUCAUUAAGCUCACUUGUCUCAUGAAACCAUUUUUGGGUGAAGUAUUUCUUUAAUACUCCUGGCAGAAGUCAUCAGAAUAGGGGACUCUUAUGUCUUGAGGCUUAGCAUGUGUGCAGCUUAAACAGGGCAUUAGUAAAAAAAAAGUUACAUUUGGUGCCCUGUUGUACACUCUAAACAAGGUUCAUCACAAUGCUCUUUGCUAUCUUACACCCAACAAUCUAUUUUAACGCCUUGCGCCUGCGCCAUUAAAAUAGCGUCUAAAUAGAGUUUAGGAAUAAAUCUACACUGAUGGGUCUGGUGGUCUGGAAAUGAGGUGUGUUCAGGAGAACUUCUUGGCAGCUGUGUCAAUCUUGGUGGUGGGAAAUACAGGUGCGCCACUGACUGAAAUAAACCUAGACAACAGUCAACAGUUGCAAUGCAAUAUACAAAUGCAAUGAAAGCCAUCAGAAAUUUUUGCCAAUGUAGUGUAUAUAUAUCACACAUACAUGCCAGGUAUUGUGUAUUUUGUCCCAUGACUUUUGCCAUGCCCCAUGGAAGCUAAAGAAUUCCGCACUGACCUGUGAGAUACCUGUGUGAGGCUUCCUUUAGUGAAUGUGUAUCUUUACAAUUUCUGCCAGAGUCACUUGCAUGUUCACUUGGACAAUUCUAGCCAGAUGCAACCGGUCACUGUCAUUACCUCCCACUGUGCUCCUGUCCACUGCAGGCCAUAAUAUUAACCUUCUAUAAUGGAAUUAAUUUUUUUCACCCAAUCUAUGUCCCAUUACUUUUGGCACCAGUGUGCUUAUGAUAUAGUAAAUGUUAAUCUCACCAGACCAAGCAGACCAUAAUGUUAGCAACUUAGCAAUACAAUACCGUAACUAAGCAAUACAAAACAAAAAAUAUAUAUUAUUUUUAUGUAUUAUUUAUAUAUGCCUAUAUACUUUUAUUACAGCCAUACUGUAACAGACAAACAUGCAGGACCAAAGUUUAGUGUCACUUCUGUGAGCAUGAAAUAUAGUGUUAUAUAGUAUUAUUGUCAUAUCAUUAAGCUUAUGAAUUUAAUUUUCUAUUAUUAUUUUAUUUUUUAUUUUUUAGUAGUAGUGGUAUUACUGUAGUGGUAUUACACUAUAAAGUGUUUAUAAGUCUUAUAAGGCACACUAUCUAUAGAUUUAUAUUUUCUGGUCUAUUUUCAUACAUAUAUUGCACUGGAUUAUAAGGCGCAUUAUGCAACACCAGUAAGGAACAGAGGUGUAGCCAUGUUUCCCUUCUAACUCAGCAAAGUCUAACUCUAACUAAGUAAACAAAACAAAAAAAACAUUUCAGACAAGCACUGGAUGUUAAUCUACACAGAUUUAUCUUUGGAAAACUUUUAUUUGGGUGAGUAAAGUGUUUCUGUUUAUUUACACUAAGCUUAGAUUUCCAGAUUUCCACUAUAGCUGGAUGCAGCAGCAUAAGCAUUAAAGGCUAACCGCUAGCCGCAGUUAGCGCCAGUAAAUGUAAAUUGUUUUAACAUGGUAAACACGCAGACUGAAGGCUGGUUGUUCUCAUCUCUGAACAGCGAAAGAGCUAGCACUAAGCACGGCUAGCGGCUAAUGCUAAUACUGUUGGAAAACUAAACUGACACUCCUGUAUAUUGCUGUACUUCAGUAAAGUGGCUUCACUGCACUUUACAACCUCAUCUCAUCUCAUUGUCAACCGCUUAAUCCGUGUAGGGUCGCGGGGGGGGGCUGGAGCCUAUCCCAGCAGGCAUCGGGCGGAAGGCAGGAUACACCCUGGACAGGCCGCCAAUCCAUCGCAGGGCAGACAGACACGGACAGACACACAGACACAUUCACUCACACACUCACACCUAAGGGGCAAUUUCAAUCAAGUUCCAAUUAGCCUGAACGUGCCGUCUUUGGACUGUGGGAGGAAACCGGAGCACCCGGAGGAAACCCACGCAGACACGGGGAGAACGUGCAAACUCCACACAGAGGGACCCGGGCCGCCCCAGCCGGGAAUUGAACCCAGGCCGUCUUGCUGUGGGGCGGAAGUGCUACCCACUGCGCCACCGUGCCGCCCCACUUUACAACCUGACUGGUAAAAUUUGUACAUAAGGCGCAACAGAUUAUAAGGCACACUAACCAUUUUUAGGAAAAUUUAAAGAUUUUAGGUGCACCUUAUAGUGUGAAAAAUAUGGUAGUAUCAUUGUUCGAUUUUAUUUCUUUUGCUAUGUAAAUUCUUUGUAAGCAUAAUUAAAAUGGUUUAUGUUUAUAUUAAAAGAAAA